AUGCAUAUUGGGACGCGUGGGUGGAAUUCAAUGGCUAUGCGUGGGUGGAAUUCAAUGGCGGAACGAAUCGACAUGAAUUGGCUUGAGCCCAAGCCCAGAGCAAGGCGUUCUCUGCCUGCUUACUUGUCGUCUACGGAUUUAUAUUCGUUUUGUGGUACUAUUAUUUCAACACCAGGAAAAACAGAAGGCGGCUUCGGAGGUGUCUACACAGGCAUUUUGUCCGGCACAAAUGAGGUUGUGGCAGUGAAAAGAGUAUCCCAAGGAUUUAAACAGGGCAAAAGGGAAUAUGUUUCAGAGUUCACCAUUACCAGCCAACUGAGACACCAUAACCUGGUGCAGCUUUUGGGAUGGUGCCAUGAAAGCACCUCUGCUCCUGUUUACCUUCAUGACGAGUUGGACAAUUGUAUUGUGCACAGAAAUGUGUGGACCAGCAACGUGAUAUUGUAUUCUAAUCUCAAUGCCAAACUGGGAGAUUUUGGUCUGCCCAAAAUAGUGAAACACUAUGGCCCUUCUUCUCACACAACAUUACCUGCAGGAAAUUUGGGGUAUUUAGCACCACAAUGUGUAGUGGUAGGAAAGACAAGUCCAGAAUCGGAUUUUUUAGCUUUGGGAGAGCUUCUGGAUUCAGCUAUUAGAAGGCUUGGUGGAAACUUAAAUGAAGAAGAAAUGCAGAGGCUCAUGGUGGUUGGAUUGUUGUGCUGUGAGUAG
Messenger RNA from Cryptomeria japonica (Japanese cedar), 708 nucleotides. RefSeq names its product L-type lectin-domain containing receptor kinase IX.1-like. Bases 1 to 708 code for a protein of 235 amino acids. The transcript is spliced from 5 exons. Gene Ontology annotation, molecular function: ATP binding; protein kinase activity. Gene Ontology annotation, cellular component: plasma membrane. Gene Ontology annotation, biological process: protein phosphorylation. Lineage: Eukaryota; Viridiplantae; Streptophyta; Pinopsida; Cupressales; Cupressaceae. The record is from RefSeq and is a predicted model, not a curated record.